This is a messenger RNA of Tetranychus urticae (two-spotted spider mite), 2091 nucleotides long. RefSeq names its product tetratricopeptide repeat protein 38. Lineage: Eukaryota; Metazoa; Arthropoda; Arachnida; Trombidiformes; Tetranychidae. The record is from RefSeq and is a predicted model, not a curated record. Gene Ontology annotation, molecular function: protein binding.
GAUAAUCUUGAAAAAAAUUACUUUUGCAAAACAACUGUGACUAGAUAGAUUAAUGUUAAAGUUAGCUAAUUAUUAUUGAUCAAAACUUUACUUAUCAUGUUAUUCCAUCCUUUUGAUUUAUUGUGUGUUUAAUAUUUUAUUAUUUUGUGAUUUAAUAUUUUGCUGUUUCUAGACUAGCAUAGAAGUUGACAAUACCAGUUGCAAGUAACUCAAAGUAGUAUCAAAGUGAAGAAACGAGCUCUCAAUUGAUCUUCUUGUGCCAUAAAGGCGUGAAAUAAAUUGCUUCAAGAUGACUCAACGUGAACAUUGGAGAGGAAUCAUGGAAUGGAGCUUUGAAGGCUUAGCUCUAUCCACUCCAUCUAAUCAGUCUUGUAAGAUGUAUGAUGCAGCUUUAUCACAAGUCGUUGGCUUUUACGAUGAUCCACUUCUCGGUGGAAUUGGAGGAACUUUUGACUCAAUGUUUCUCGCCGAUCCUGAUUUCGUUUUAGGUCAUUGUCUAAAGAUUGAUUUGAUGCUGGCAGCUUUGGCUUCAACUACAACUAAAACAGAGUUAACUACCUCCAUUGAUAAUCUUAUAAAAUUGUCUAAAUCAGAUAAACCCUUGACUGAUCGUGAAAAGGCUCAUGUUGAUGCUACACUUCGAUUAGCUCGAGGAGAUCUUGAUGGCGCUUGUCAAAUAUGGGAAAAGAUUCUGUUAACCUACCCAACUGAUUUGCAUGCCUUGAAAACGUGCUAUGAUAUUUACUUCAAUCGUGGACAGUUCAGACAAUUGAGAGACACAGUUGCGCGAGUUCUUCCCUUUUGGCAGUCAUCAGACAUUCCAUUAAAGGGUUAUCUCCAUGGAUUACUCGCUUUUGGAUUUUGUGAAACAAAUAUUUUCGACAAAGCUGAGGCUCAAGCUCGUAGGGCUUUAGAAUGGAAUCCAUGCGAUGGUUGGGCAUCUCAUUCUUUAGCUCAUGUAUUUGAAAUGACAGUUCGAGUUGAUGAAGGUAUCAAAUUUCUUCAAACAACUGAAGACGAUUGGAAGAAAUGUAAUAUUCUUGCAAGACACAACUACUGGCAUAAAGCUGUGUUCCACAUUGAAAACAAUAGCUACGAUGAGGCGAUUAGUAUCUUGGAUAAUAUUUUGAUUCCUCAGAUCGAUACUACACCUCAUGGAUUGGAUUUAGCUGAUGCAAUUUCAUUGUUGACUCGCUUAGGCUUCACUUGUCCUCAAGAAAAAGAUUUUACAGCUCAUUGGAAAUCGACUUAUAAAGCUUCAUCCCCUUAUCUUGGAACUCGAAUUAGCAGUUUCCAAGAUGCACAUUAUUUGCUUGCUUGUAUUGAAAGUGGGAAUGAUUCAGUUGGUGAAUCAAUUCUUACUUCACUUCAGGAGCAAGAUUAUUUCUUCACUAUCGAUAAAAAAAUCGUGAAAUCACUUCUUGAAGCCAUAAUUGCCUACAAAAGAGAAAAAUACAGCGAAGCUGUUGAACUUCUCUUACCAAUUAAAUACGAUAUUUCGAAAAUUGGUGGAAGUGAAGCUCAGCGUGAUCUUUUCAGUCAACUUCUUAUAAUAGCAGCCAUUAAAUCUAAAUGCGAGCAACAUCGAAAACUGGCCGAACACUUGUUGAUUGAACGAGAAAAUCUCAGAUCAAACAGUAAAUUAACAGCUGGUCUUUUACAGCAGCUAAAUAGAAUCAAAUAAUGGCAUAUUCAUCUUGUCUUAUUGUUUAAACCCGUGAUAUUUACACUAUUAUGCAAAUUUACACUAUUCAAUAAUACAAUUCAAGUUGAUGCUCAAAACGUAGCGAAUGAUCUUCACCAAAUCAUGUUUUAAAAAAAUUAUCCGAUCAUUCUGGUUCGCAAAACCUGGAAAAAUCUUUGGAGAAUGGACAAGAUCAUGACUUAAACUGCGCUUCGUAAUUUUGUGUAACUAUAUUAUAUCUUAAAAAAGAUAAUAUAAUAAAACAAUUAGUCUUCUUUUUUUUGUUCAAAAGUAUUAUGAACUAAAUCAUUAGAAAUUUUAUAUUUAAUGUAUUCUGAAAGUGUAUACAAGUUGGGUACUUUGCAUGUUACAUUAAAUAACAAAUAAAUUGUAUUUUUUGCAACUAA